Molecule: messenger RNA, 417 nt
Organism: Symbiodinium natans
Lineage: Eukaryota; Dinophyceae; Suessiales; Symbiodiniaceae
Source: the annotation of a GenBank genome assembly
AUGGAUGUGGGCAGCCGGACGGUCGUCGUGAAGCAGCUGGUCGCGCUGGACCCGCAGAGCUGCUACGACGCCUUCCUGCGCAAGGUUUGGAAGGAGGGUGCGGGCCUUGGCACGCCGCAGAUUUUGGAGGAGGGAGAUCCAGAAACCGGCGUGGACUGUGUCCGCCAAGUGGCGCUGGGCAUUGUCGAACACAUCUUGCAAGGGCAGCGCGGCGACCACUUGGAGUAUGUCAUUGAAGCAGGGCCCUGGCCCACCAGCUACAACCGUGCCCGCGUGGACUUCGUGGAAGAGUCGCAGGGUGGGACGUGCGUCACGUGGACCUCCAACUUCACACCUUCCUUGUUUGGGUCUGGGCCCUUGUUGUCCUUCACCAUCCGCACGUCCUUCCAGACGAUGUUGAGGAGCUUGGCUGCGUGA